Messenger RNA from Sitophilus oryzae (rice weevil), 4073 nucleotides. Its product is annotated as adenylate cyclase type 6-like. The record is from RefSeq and is a predicted model, not a curated record. Lineage: Eukaryota; Metazoa; Arthropoda; Insecta; Coleoptera; Curculionidae. Gene Ontology annotation, cellular component: plasma membrane. Gene Ontology annotation, molecular function: adenylate cyclase activity. Gene Ontology annotation, biological process: adenylate cyclase-activating G protein-coupled receptor signaling pathway; adenylate cyclase-inhibiting G protein-coupled receptor signaling pathway; intracellular signal transduction.
AUGCAGUCCACGCCGAUGCUGUGCCCCCUGAGUACCGAUUCGACUCCGCAACGAGAUUGGAAACAAAGGCUCAGCCUCCGAGACCAUCGAAAACGAGAUAUGGAUAAUUCAACUUUAAAACGGGGCAUUGGCAGGCGAUGGACUAGCUUAAAACAACAUCCAAAAUUAUCAGAUUCAUCAAAUGACACAGGUACAGGGACUACGACACCUCUCUCAACUCCAUCUUCCACCGCUAACACCAGUCCGUUUCCCGGUAGCGUUGGAGGAGAACAUACCAAGAAAAGUAAUUGGCAAGUUAUUGAACACUUCGGAUCUAAAGAAAAAGGAAGUUUGUCCUCCAGUUUAAUUGCUGUUGGCAGUAUUACAAGGUCACCACCGAACCGAGAAAAUGGAUCGGCACCAAAUUCACCCGGCCCGGAAAGUCACGAAGUGGAAGCUGAAUUAUUGGUCUCGUCGGCUUCGAGAAUGGAGGCGCCCACUUUUUUUGGCAAGCUCGUUCGACUGCUGGGAAAGUUGUGUAGUACCCAUCAAUUUAAAAACGUACAGGUUGAGAUGUUGUACCAAAGAUAUUUUCUGAAAAUGAACCAAAGCAAUAUGACAAAUUUGAUAUCGCUACUUCUGUUACUAUGCAUCGGUUUCCUGUUGCUGGGGGCUGUAGAUUUUAUUCUUCCGAAAGCCGAAGUAGCUCACUCUAUAUUUGAAGACUCGAGUCGAAUGGACAAGCUGGUCGUACUUAUGUGCACAUCAGCAUGCUGUAUAGCUAUUUAUGGCGUUUUACUCACAGUGGUGUCAAAGCCUGCGAUGAAUGAAGUUUACCUGAUCAUUAUAUCUUAUUUCAUAUUAGUGACUUUUUUAACUUUAGAGGUUUGCAUAGCUUUUUUCUUCUACAACGAGAGACCACUAGUUGGUACCGCCUUUGCGGUGACGUCAACCUAUUUGACGUAUGCGCUGAUGCCAAACCGUCUGAAAGAUGCCGUGCUCUCCGGAACAAUAUUAGCCAUAACUGAACUGAUCUUAUUAGUGUAUGUAGGAAAUCUGACAAGUUUUUCAGAUAUAAUCAGCAACUUUAUAAUACUGUUCUGUGCCAACUUGGCCGGGGUCUGCACGCAUUAUCCCAGAGAAGUAGCGCAAAGAAAAGCUUUCCUCGAAACGAGACAAUGUAUAGAAGCCAGACUGAAAAUUCAACGGGAAAAUCAACAGCAGGAAAGGCUCCUUUUGUCAGUUCUUCCGAGGCACGUGGCGAUGGAAAUGAAAGCCGAUAUUGCUGGCCAGCCGAAAGAAGAACAAUUCCACAAAAUCUACAUUCAAAGGCACGAGAACGUAAGCAUCCUGUUCGCCGACAUAUGUGGUUUUACGACCCUGUCCGAUCAGUGCACCGCCGAAGAGCUCGUCCGUCUUCUAAACGAACUGUUUGCCAGGUUCGACAAGCUGGCCGCCGAGCACCACUGUCUCCGAAUCAAAUUGCUGGGGGACUGUUACUAUUGUGUGUCCGGACUUCCGGAAGCCCGCCCCGAUCACGCCCAGUGCACAGUUGAAAUGGGUCUGGACAUGAUUGAUGCCAUCGCAUUAGUCCGUGACGUGAUGAACGUCAACGUUAACAUGCGAGUCGGUAUCCACACAGGGAGGGUUCACUGUGGCGUCUUGGGUCUGAGAAAAUGGCAAUUCGACGUCUGGUCCAACGACGUUACUCUAGCCAAUUACAUGGAGAGUGGCGGAAUUCCAGGGAGAGUACACAUAACGAAGGAGACCCUCAAAUGUUUGGAUAAUGAUUACGUAGUGGAACCGGGAAAUGGAGGUGACCGAAACUCAUAUUUAAAGGACAACAAUAUAGAUACGUUUCUCAUUGUUGCGCCAUCAUAUAGAGGGGGAACAACAUCUUAUCAAAGUCAUUCCAUGAAUGGCAAUGUUGCUAAAGAAAUGAGGAUUAUGGGACAUGGUUCCCAACAAGGACAUUCCACAAAACCGUUCAGCGACCAAGCGGAAGUAAGGGAGAAGAAUCCGGAAGACGAGGUGAACGAUUACCUGAUGAAAGCCAUCGAUGCCCGAAGCAUUGACAGGUUAAGGACGGAGCACUGCAGGACGUUGCUGCUUACUUUCAGAGAUCCCAUCAAAGAAAAUAAGUAUGUGUUAGAACGAGAUAGAAUGCUCACUCUAUACUUCAUUUGUUCAACAUUCUGUUUUGCUGCUAUAAUUUUAGUACAAAUAGCGAUUUUUAAAAGCAACGAGACAGCUUUAUUAUGCUCAGUACCUGUAGUAUUAUUCCUCAUAAUGCUUCCAGUCAUUGUUUACUUGGAUACUGUCAACACAAGGCAUUUCCAGAAGAAAAUGUUUACCAUAUCGAGGCUCAUCCACAAGAACCGCAACAUAGCACAGAUAUUUUGUUUUUUGAUGUCCAUAUGCAUUUAUACUCUGGUGAUGUUACAAUCGCUGUCUUUACCAGAAGAAAUCCAAUGUUUGAAUAUCACUUCCAUCGAGACCAAUUGUACAAGUUUAUACACUCCAGCGAUUAUUGACAAUGAAAUUAAAGACUGCAAACCUUACUACUUAGUUGACAACAUGCUACUUCUAGUACUGAUAUCGAUGAUAGCCUGCGCUGUGUAUCAAAUCAUAAUAUCUCUUCUGAAGACAAUCAUUUUACUAGCAGACAUGAUUGGAUUUUUAUUCAUCUACGUGAUUUAUUCCAAGGAAGCAGUCCACAUUUACAGGACUGCCUGUUCACAGAAAUUCAGCGAUGGAGAUACAUUAACUCAACAUUACAUGAACGUCGUGAUACUGGCUGGAUUUGUCAUAGCCCUAAUUUUGCACGGACAACAAACAGAAGCGACGUACAGGCUGGAUUUCGUGUGGAAACUGCAGGCCACAGAGGAAAAGGAAGACAUGGAACAUUUGGAGGCAUACAACCGAAAAUUAUUAGCUAAUAUUUUACCAGUUCACGUAGCCGAGCAUUUCCUAAACACGGACAAGAAUAACGACGAACUGUAUCACGAGCAAUGCGACUUCGUUUGCAUCAUGUUCGCUUCGAUUCCCAAUUUCUCCGAGUUCUAUGUGGAGCUGGAAGACAACGAAGGAGUGGAAUGUUUGAGGCUGCUCAACGAAAUUAUUGCUGAUUUCGACGAGAUGCUGUCCGAGGACCAGUUCAGAUAUAUCGAGAAAAUUAAGAGCACCGGUGCGACAUAUAUGGCGGCAUCAGGUUUAACGCAAAACACUUGCGACAUGCAAGGCUACAGGCAUGUGAUCGCUAUGGCGGACUACGCGCUUAGAUUGAGGGAACAAUUACAGGAAGUGAACGCACACCUGUUCAACAAUUUCAAGAUACGAAUAGGUAUCAAUGUCGGACCAGUGGUGGCUGGCGUAAUUGGAGCCAGAAAACCCCAGUAUGACAUUUGGGGCAACGCCGCGGUUAACGUGGCCAGCCGAAUGGACAGCACUGGAAUAUGCGAUAAGAUACAGGUUACCAAAGAAGUAUAUCAAAUCCUCAACGCAAAAGGCUAUUUCCUCACGUGCAGAGGAACCAUCGAGGUUAAAGGUAAAGGUUCGAUGGAAACCUAUUUUCUAGAGGGCAAACCCAAGUCUCCUCAUACAAAUAUAACUGUGAAUCCCCUGGCUGUACCCCCAUCCAUGAAUACAUCUGUGUUAGGAACAAUAUCAGAGAAAAAUUAAGAUAAAUAUUUAUUUUAUUCUGUCCUUCAGGUUCUGUUAAUAGAGAAAGUUAGUGUAGGUAUUAGUGGUUUUGUAUAAGAAGUCGUAUCAACUUUUAAAAUGAGCUUUAAUAGUUUCUGGAUCGGAAAUAGUAUAAUAAAUGUUUGUAGUUUUCUAUGUUUUGCAAUUUAGAGAUAUUCUUAUUGUAGAAUUCGAGUUCUUAUAUAAAACCAUUUAAUAAAAAGAAACCUACAUUAAUAUAUAUGUUUUAACAAAGGAAUCCUGGCUCCCCAAAUAAUAACCAUACCGUCACCUUUGGCCUAAUCUCUUAAUCAUUUAAUUCUAUUCAUCGACUGAAGAUAGCUAGAUAAACUAAAUCAAAAUCAUAUUUUAUUCGAUAGAAUGGUAUUUAAUUGGGGAGUCAUUAUUUACUU